CCAUGCCACUCACAGGCCUCUUCUGUUUUUUUCCAUCUUCUUGUUGAGUGUUCCUGGCUCUGUGCUUCCUCUUGACCCAUCUCACUUCCUGAAACGCCCCCUGAAGAGCACCUCUUAUCUUGAUGGAGUCUGAGUAGUGGUGGAGGAGCAGGGGAAGGCAGAAGCUUUGAGCACAUCUGCCUGGAGGAACUAAAAGGAGCAGCACUUUCACAAUCAGCUCAUACAGAACUGUCCUCCUGGCUGCUGGGAGCUGGACAUGUGCAAUCUGAAAAAGGACUUGAGAGUGAGUGACCUGUGAGGGACUCUUUCUAAGACAGCGUUUUCAUAAGAACAUCAACACAGAAAAGAGCAGAAGUGGUGGAGCUUUAGACUAUUGGUGCUGCAUCUUGACCUCUGGCAAGAUGUCAGGCAAGAGCUAGACUCACUGGUCCACAAGGAUCCAGCUGGUGCAUCAGUUACCUGGGAGGUUCCUCAGGGGAAACAAGAUGCCCAUCAACAGCACCACCCUGUCGCUGACCAGCAUCACCUACAUCAGCAUGGAGAUCCUCAUCGGGUUCUGUGCCAUUGUGGGUAACGUGUUGGUCAUCUGUGUGGUCAAGAUGAACCCCAGCCUGCAGACCACCACUUUCUAUUUUAUUGUUUCUCUUGCCCUGGCUGACAUUGCUGUUGGGGUGCUGGUUAUGCCUUUGGCUGUGGUCAUCAGCCUGGGCAUGACCAUCCACUUUUAUAACUGCCUUCUCAUGACCUGCUUGCUGCUGAUCUUCACCCAUGCCUCAAUCAUGUCCUUGCUGGCUAUUGCUGUGGACCGGUACCUGCGGGUCAAGCUCACUGUGAGGUACAGGAGGGUCACUACUCAGAAAAGAAUCUGGCUAGCCCUGGGCCUUUGCUGGCUGAUAUCACUCUUGGUGGGACUGACUCCCAUGUUUGGAUGGAACAUGAAACUGACCUCAGGACCCAACAGGAAUAACAGUGUCCUUAUCUGCCAAUUCCGUUCUGUUGUGAGGAUGGACUACAUGGUGUUCUUCAGCUUCUUCACAUGGAUUUUCAUCCCCCUGGUUGUCAUGUGUGCCAUCUACCUAGACAUAUUUUAUAUCAUCCGGAAUAGACUCAGUCAGAAUUUCUCUAACACCAAAGAGACAGGUGCAUUUUAUGGAAGGGAGUUCAAGACUGCCAAGUCUCUGUUCCUGGUUCUAUUCUUGUUUGCUUUGUCCUGGCUGCCUCUCUCCAUCACCAACUGUGUUCUCUACUUUGACGUUGAGGUACCACCAGCUGUGCAGUUCUUGGGCAUUCUGCUGUCUCAUGCUAAUUCCAUGAUGAACCCCAUCAUAUAUGCUUGCAAAAUAAAGAAGUUCAAGGAAACAUAUCUUUUGAUCUUCAGAGCCUGUAUGACCUGUCAGCCUUCUGACUCCUUGGACUCAGGUACUAAGCAGAGUUCUGAGUAGUUACCCAUGAAAGACAGCUCUCUGUUGCUACAAACUUCAGGCUCAGUACCAGCAAACAGUUAUAGCCUUUCCUCCUGGGCUGAGGACUUUUUUUUUUUUUUUUCAUACCAGAGCACUGCUCAACUUUGGUUUAUAGUAGUGCUGAGAAUUGAACCUGGGACCUUGGAACCUCAAGCAUGAAAAUCUUUUUUCUAUAACCAUUAUGCUAUCUUCCCAGCCCUGCCUUUCACAUCAUUAAUUCUCCCCACUAGAGGUGUGUGUGUGUUGGGGGAAGAUAUUUGGCCAUAAGUCUCCAAUGGUACUUUCUUUUUUUUUCUUUUUUUCUUCUUUUUUUAAAAUUUCUUUAUUGGAGAAUUAAUGUUUUACAUUCAACAGUAAAUACAAUAGUUUGUACAUGCAUAAAAUUCCCCAGUUUCCCAUAUAACAAUACAAACCCCACUAGGUCCUCUGUCAUCCGAUACUUUCUAUUACCUUCUUCCUUUCAUUCAAUUUUUCCCCCUUGUUCUUCUCUAGUUCUGUUUUCUGAUUUCUUGACUGGAGGAUAGUAUUCUGAUUUUUAUUACUGCCUAUGUCCCUCCUUCCCAAAUGGAAAGAGAAGUCCUGAAGACUGAGGUCCUGAAGAUGCCUUCCUAACUUGCCAACAAAAAACCCCAGCCAGGUAGGACAUGGAACUGAGCAGAAAGCCCUGCUCUUAUUAGAUGCCCAGAAGACAGAAGAAAUGGAAUCAGUGAGCUGAGUGCCAGGGGGACUUAGACUGCUGAAUUCAUCUCUAAAUGUACUGGAGUAAAUAAAAAACAAUAGCUAA
Molecule: messenger RNA, 2247 nt
Organism: Erinaceus europaeus (western European hedgehog)
Lineage: Eukaryota; Metazoa; Chordata; Mammalia; Eulipotyphla; Erinaceidae
Gene: ADORA3
Product: adenosine A3 receptor
Exons: 2
Coding region: 486-1442 (318 amino acids)
Biological process (GO): G protein-coupled adenosine receptor signaling pathway
Cellular component (GO): membrane; synapse; dendrite
Molecular function (GO): G protein-coupled adenosine receptor activity
Source: RefSeq, a predicted model, not a curated record